Molecule: messenger RNA, 2541 nt
Organism: Clonostachys byssicola
Lineage: Eukaryota; Fungi; Ascomycota; Sordariomycetes; Hypocreales; Bionectriaceae
Source: the annotation of a GenBank genome assembly
AUGCACGACUUGAUAGUAUCAAUUGCACUCAACCAGACCAAGGACACUCAGCUUCUAGAGUAUAUCAUGACGCGGCACAUUCUCAUCCUCGGCGGGCAUGGCAAGAUUGCGCAGCUGCUCACGCCGCUGCUCCUGCAGAAGUCGUGGACAGUAACGAGCAUCAUUCGAACUUCGGAGCAGAUACCUACUAUUGAGGGAUUGGCGACGGGCCAUGGGAAGCUCAAUGUCCUUGUCCGCAGCCUCGAGGAUGUCAGAGAGGUAUCGCAAGCCAAGGGGAUACUGGAUGAAGUGAAGCCGGAUUCAAUCGUGUGGACGGCCGGCGCGGGCGGAAAGGGCCCUGUGGAAAGGACAUUCGCUGUAGAUCGAGACGCAGCGACGUGCUUUGUCAGAGCGGCCAUCGACACGCCAAGCAUCUCCAAGUUUGUUUUGAUAUCAUACCUCGCGUGUCGUCGCGCAUCGCCGAGCUGGUGGGACGCAGAUUCGUGGGAAUAUAUCCGCAAAGUGCAUGCCAGCUCACUUGCCGAUUACUGUGAGGCAAAGCUACAAGCCGAUCAGGUUCUUGUACAGGAAGCAUCCAAGAGAAGCGAUCUUGCCGCGAUCAGCUUACGGCCGGGGAUGCUCACAGACGCGUCUUCAGGCGGUGUUGAGCUAGGGAAAACAAAAAGCGCGCGGGGCAAUAUUAGUCGCGCGUCUGUUGCGGAGACUAUCUCGGCUCUGCUGGAGAAUGAAGGCCUCAGCACAUGCUGGUUGGAUCUACUUGAUGGGGAGGAAGAUGUUGCUUAUCAAGGUGAGACAAUUUGUUGCGGAGCCAUGGUGAGCGAAACCCCCAGCGAGCCGCGAUUCUCGUGCUCCGAGUGCAAGCUGCGCAAGGUCAAGUGCGACCGCACGACGCCUUCCUGUGCGCGAUGCAUCCGAAAUGGCGAUGUCUGCCAUUAUCCGACGGUGCGGAGACGCAACGCUCCUGGCAUGGGCCUGCCGUCACGGCCCAAGAUCAGCGACCUGGAGAGCCGCCUAGCGGAGCUUGAGGGGAAGCUGCGCACCCAAGAUCAUGGGCAAGCAUCGCGGAGCAGCGAGCUCCCCCAGACUCCAGAGUCCUUCGGCGGAGGGUCGAACUCCUCCUCUUCUAUGGCGUGGACGGGUCGCAUGGAGCAGCUCCCAGCGCGGGAGCAGGUGGAUGAACUGACGGACAUCUACUUUGCCAAAAUACAUUGCACUGCACCCAUCCUCCAUCCCGUGCGGUACCGAGCCUCGCUGUAUCAGCCACCGCACAUGCAGCCGCCAAUGUGCCUCCAGUACACCAUCAUGACCCUCGCGGCCAACGUGUCGUCGGCAUACAUCGCCGAGCCGUUCUACAGGCGCGCACGGAAAUACCUGGAAGCCGACGAGAUGAUGGAUGACGGCUACAAUAUCACGGUGCCUCACAUCCAGGCAUGGAUCCUGCUCAGUCAUUUCGAGGCGCAACAGCUGUGGUUCUCCCGGGCCUCCAUCAGUGUAUCGAGGGCCGUCCGGAUCAUGCAGAUGCUCGGCCUGCAUGCAUUGGACGCGCCGCAUGGCCCGACUCAGCGGACUCUGCUCCCACCAAGGGAUUGGUGUGAGCUUGAGGAGCGACGACGUACGUUUUGGGCUGGCUUUAUGACAGACCGGGGGACAAGUGCCACUACGGGAUGGCCUGUCCUGAUCAAUGCACACCAGAUCCAGACUCGAUUGCCGGCAUCCGAUGAAGAUUACCUUGCUGGUGUAUCUACUGAGCCUGCACCCCAAUCGUUCCAAGAUGCACUGAGCAACGGCGGUACGGAAAGGUCUUCCUUUGCCUGCCGGAUCAUCGCCAUGCACCUCUUCCAUGAGUGCAUUGAUAGCAACCACAGCAACCCCCUGCUUCCGAGCUUCUCAGCUCUGGAUGCCGAGCCGUUUUGGAUGCGGUUUGCGUCUCUGGACCAGGGCAUAGCGACCGCCUUUGCCACGAUGCCGGCCCAUCUCUGCUGCCCUGAGAACAUGCACGAUAACGAUGCUGUUGUCGUCAACCUGCAGCUGUACACCUCUACGAUAUGCCUGUAUCGCGCAGCGACAUCGCGCGUCAACUCAGCCAGUGAAGAUGACACGGAUGCACCACCACGACUACCGAUCGACGCGAACGAGAGGGUGCAGAUCGCGGCGCAGCAGAUCACGACGAUCCUGGCCAUGGCCAUGGACAUCCACACGAGGUUCCGUAACCCAUUCACGGCGUUUGCGGCGUUUAUGGCGGCGUUUGUGUUCAUCAAGCGGGAUCAAGAGUCGGGCACGCGGUCGAACAUGGACAAGGUGAAUGCGCUGAUGGACAUGAUGGUGACGAUUGGCAGCGAGAACGCCAUGACGGCCUCGCUGGCGGUGCAGCUCGCGCACGAGCUGAUGAAGACGGGGCUGGACCCGCUGGCCAUGAACAAGGUCUACGGGUUGAUGAGUAUGAUGGAUCAGCACGUGCCGCUGCUGGGCAAGGAGAGUGAGAAGGACGGCGCGGUGGUCUUCUGCCCGAUGGAGGAGCGGUUUGGAAAGACGACGCAUUGA